Messenger RNA from Meloidogyne enterolobii, 261 nucleotides. Lineage: Eukaryota; Metazoa; Nematoda; Chromadorea; Rhabditida; Meloidogynidae. The record is from the annotation of a GenBank genome assembly.
AUGUGGUCAAAGCCGGGAUUAUUUAGCGGCUUCUACUUUAGCUGGUUUCGCAAUCCGCACAUUGGAUAUAAUGAUGAUGUUAAUCAUGAAUAUGAAAAUACUCAACCUAUUCUUGCAUUCCACAAUCCAUUAAUUGUAUCUAUCUUAUUAACCUCCUAUUUAACAUUUUGUAUAAUUUUUUUAUUCAAACAAGGAGGAUUUCAAUCAAAUCAACAAAGCUAUUCUGAAAAAAUGGUUAUUUACCCUAAAUAUUUUUAUUAG